This is a messenger RNA of Prorocentrum cordatum, 3832 nucleotides long. The record is from the annotation of a GenBank genome assembly. NCBI's taxonomy places the organism in Eukaryota, Dinophyceae, Prorocentrales, Prorocentraceae.
CAAGCCACCAAGAUUCACGACUGGUCAUCCCCUUGAGACCCGAGCUCACUGGGACAACUACUGUUGAUCUCUUUGAUUCGAGCUCUCGUUAGCGCGAUGUCCGAGAAGCGCGUGGAUCCCGAGGACGGCACUGCGUACACCUUCGAGGAGAUUUCGGCGUUCUACAAGGGGAAGUACAAGAAGAGCGAGGUAAAGGCGUACUGGGAAGACACAUGCAAACCGGUGAAAGGAAAAGGAAAGGGCAAAGGCAGCAAGGGCGAGGCGAAGGCGAAAAGUAAGGCCAAAGCCGAGCCCGAGCCGAAGGGGAAAGCCAAGGCAAAGACGAAAGCCAAGGCCAAAGCCGAUGCCGAGCCAAAAGCGAAGGCGAAGGUGAAGGCCAAGGCCAAGGCCGAGCCUGAGCCCAAGGCCACGUCCGAGCUGGGUAAGCCCGCGGGCCCAGGGCAGAGCCGGUCGGGGCGGCCAGUGAACGUGGCUGCGCUGAUGAAGGUCACGAAGGACGAUCUGGGCCUGCUGCCUCAGCCCCUCAAGCCGCGUUUCAAGACGGCGCUCGUGGGCAUCUACGUCCGCUCCCAGCCAGGCGGCGGCACCGACAAGAGCUCCAACGGCCAGCGAUACGACUCCAUCCCGUUCGCCAACGGGGUGAUCACGGCCGGCAUGAGCUGCCAGCUGAUCAACUAUGUGCACGAGGAGCACGACACGUUCUUCGAGGUGGUCAAGGGGUUCGACGCCCUCAUCGUCCGCUGCAACCCCGGCCAGAUCAAGGCGGACGGUGGCAGCCAGGAAAAGUUCGACGACAGCCUGCGCGUUCUGCGCAAAGCGGGGAUGCAGGUGUGGCCCUCUCCCGACGUGAUGGAGUUCAUGGGCGCAAAGGACGCGCUGUGCAAGAUCGCGACCAUGAGCAUCGGCCUGGAGGACACUCUGGCCUACUACGACCCGACCGUGUUUGCGGAGGGCUUCAAGAAGACCAUGGCCUUCCAGCCACGCGUGAUCAAGCAGAACCGCGGCUCGUCUGGGGAGGGCAUCUGGAUCAUCAAGCUCAAGUCCGGGGAGUACUGCAAGGCGUUCGGCGAGCGCAGCUGCGCCGACGACGAGAUGCUGGACCUGAUGGAGGCCAACGACAACCACUCCGAGGAGCACACGGUGGGACAGUUCAUCGAGUUCUGCAUCAAUGGGCGCAAUGCCAAGUCGGGCGAGUGGACCUCGAAGGGCGUGGGCAAGUACCUCGAGGGCGGCAAGGCGGCCGGGGGUCAGCUGGUGGACCAGCGCUUCUGCCCGCGCAUCGUCGAGGGCGAGCUGCGGUACAACAUGGUCGGCGACACGCUCGUGGGCAUCAUCCACAAGAAGCCCAAGGAGGGCGGCAUCUCUGCCGUCGGCGGGACAGGCUCGGUCUACACGUUCUACGGGCCGAAGGAGAAGAAGUUUGCGUCCCUGACGAAGAGCUUCUGCACAGUGGACCUGCCCAAGAUCAUGCCCGCCCUGGGUCUUGAGGCCGAGCCCAUUCCACUCUGGUGGACCUCCGACUUUAUCAAUUCUUCGCCCCCUGGCACCGCCGCCAAAGACGAGAAGUGGAUUGUGGGCGAGUUCAACUGCUCCUGUGUGGGGAUCUCCAAGUGCCUCCCAGCCUGCGUCACCGCGGACGCCCCGACCGCCUGCUACACCGACAUCCCCAAGAAGGACGGGGCGGAGGUGAAGAGGCUCGGCGAUCUUGUGGGGCAGAAGGCCCUCGGCAUCCUGGCGAAGAUUGCCAAGGAGAAGGCGAAGCCAGCUGGGGUUGGCGAGUACUUCUCUGCCGGGCCUGUCGAUGUUUCCUCCCUUACGAAGAUCUCUAAGGACGACCUCGGCCUCCUGCCGCAGCCGGCCAAGCCGAGGUUCAAGACAGCUCUAGUCGAGGUCAGCGUCCGCAGCAACAAGUACGGCGGCAGUGACAAGAGUUCCAACGGCCACCGCUACGACUCGAUUCCGUUCGCGAACGGCUUGAUCUCCGCAGGCCUGAGCUGCCAGAUGAUCCACUACGCGCACGAGGAGCACGACAAGUUCUUCAAGGUAGUCGAAGCGUUCGACGCCCUCCUCGUGCGCUGCAACCCUGGCCAGAUCAAGGACGACGGUGGCAGCCAGGAGAAGUUCGACAACAGCAUGCGGGCCCUGCGCAAAAUGGGGAAGCAGGUGUGGCCCUCCCCCGACGUGAUGGAGUUCAUGGGCGCAAAGGACGCGCUGUGCAAGAUCGCGACCAUGAGCAUCGGCCUGGAGGACACUCUGGCGUACUACGACGCGGCGGCGUUCGCGGAGGGCUUCAAGAAGACCAUGGCCUUCCAGCCGCGUGUGAUCAAGCAGAACCGCGGCUCGGCUGGGGAGGGCAUCUGGAUCAUCAAGCUCAAGUCCGGGGAGUACUGCAAGGCGUUCGGCGAGCGCAGCUGCGCGGACGACGAGAAGCUGGACCUCAUGGAGGCCAACGACAACCACUCCGAGGAUGGGGGCGCGAGCGGCGGCGCGGUGCAUCAGCGGGGGGUCCUGUUGAGUGUCAGGCACGUCUCCUCUGAGGAGCACACGGUCGCAGAGUUCAUCGAGUUCUGCGUCAACGGGCGUACGGGCAAAUCGGGCGAGUGGACCUCCAAGGGCACGGGCAAGUACCUCGAGGGCGGCAAGGCCGCGGGCGGCCAGCUGGUGGACCAGCGCUUCUGCCCGCGCAUCGUCGAAGGUGAGCUGCGCUACAACAUGGUCGGCGACACGCUCAUCGGCAUCAUCCACAAGAAGCCGAAGGAGGGUGGCAUCUCCGCAGUGGGCGGCACCGGCUCCAUCUACACGUUCUACGGCCCCAAGGAGAAAAAGUUUGCCAGCCUGACCAAGAGCUUCACUGGUGAUGACCUGGCCAAGAUUAUGCCUGCCCUGGGGCUCGAGGAUGAGCCCAUCCCGCUGUGGUGGACCUCGGACUUCAUCAACUCGUCGCCCCCGGGCACCGCCUCCAAGGACGAGAAGUGGAUCGUCGGCGAGUUCAACUGCUCCUGCGUAGGCAUCUCGAAGUGCCUGGCCGCGUACUGCAAGGACGACACGCCAGAAGCUUGCUACACUGACAUCGCGAAGAAGGAUCUGCUGGAGACCAAACGCAUCGGCAGCCUGCUCGGUAAGAAGGCUCUUGGCAUCCUCGUCAAGGCCACCCCGAAGGUCCCGUCGACCGCGAAGGCGGACGCGUCCGAGGCUGUCCUCAAGCAGAUCCUCUCCAGCGUGGACCCGAAAUACGCGGGAAACGCCGAUCUCAUUCAGAAGCUGAAAGAUUGGAGGUCCUCCAAGGCCUGAGAGGGGCCAGAAGGGCCUAGGUCCCCCCUGCGCCGCGCGCUGGCGCCGGCCGUCUCGCGAGAGGCCGCCGCCCCCUCGGCGCCGGCGUGCAGCCGGGCAGCGCAUGGCCGCCCUUUCUCGCCAGUGGCCCCGCGCCGGCGCAAGCCCCCCGCGCGCGGCCCACGCGAGCCUCGGGCGCCGCGAGGGGCGAAUCUGCAGCGAGUCCCCCGCGGCGCGCCGAGCCCACGUACUUUUUGCCCGCGGGCGCCGUCUCCGGGCGAGCAGGGGGAGAGGUCACGUCGAGAAGGAGGAGGAGAAGAUACUCUCCAGGCUCCGAGGGGCACCGCCCGCGACGCGGCAUCAGUGCAUAGUUGCUCCAGUGCGCCCACUCGACUCCUCAUUCUUAAAUGAAUGGUGGCGGUCGGCAGCUCUGAUGCGACGCUUUCGGCUCGACCAGUCGACGGGACGCACGCAAUUGUUUCAAGGCUGAGACCCCGCGUAGGGCAAUUGCUUACUCGAUUUGACAGUAUGCGAUACGUGAUACAGCGCGAUACGAUGAAAA